Molecule: messenger RNA, 555 nt
Organism: Metarhizium robertsii ARSEF 23
Lineage: Eukaryota; Fungi; Ascomycota; Sordariomycetes; Hypocreales; Clavicipitaceae
Exons: 2
Coding region: 1-555 (184 amino acids)
Source: RefSeq, a predicted model, not a curated record
AUGAAGUGCGCUAUCCUCCUCGUUGCUGCCACCAAGACCAUGGGCUCCUGCCUGCACCAAUCAACCAAUCAACCCCCCCCCCCCCCCCCCCCCGCCGCCCCCACCGCCUAUGGAUGCGGCACUAAGAGAUACUGCCAGGCCAUCGGCAUUUUCGGUGGUAGUUCGGAGAACUUCAAAGCUAAACACUACCGAGGCCUGCUUCAACGCGCACGAGCCCAAGCAAAAGGAGGAGCUCCCCUUCGAUUUGGCUAUACUGCUGACGCCGACUGCGCCGCCAGAGGCAUGACGGUGGAUUCGUGCGGCACCAAGAUGUACUGUGAGGCGAUUGGUCAAUGGGGCAGCGAAGACGGGAGCCUGCUUGAGGAUACCCGCUGGAACAGCACCAAGGAGUGCCUCGACGGCCACGUCACCGAGCCUAAGGACCUGCCCUGGAAGCAGCCUGGCGCCACUAGCUUCUGCAGCGACUGUGGAGAUUUUAGUGAGGAUACCUGCGGCGCCGAGGCCUUCUGCGAUAUUUUGAGAAAGAACGCCGAGUCUUCCUCUCGCCAUAUUUGA